Parnassius apollo (apollo) is the source of this 345-nucleotide messenger RNA. Lineage: Eukaryota; Metazoa; Arthropoda; Insecta; Lepidoptera; Papilionidae. The record is from the annotation of a GenBank genome assembly.
AUGCCUAGAGGACGACGUGCGAACAUCGGCCACCGCACAAGACAUGCAAGCCAGCAACAAGUGUAUUCACAGAACUUAAGCGAAGAAAGACUAAAAAAAAUACUAAGAGAAAAUGCCCGAUUGAGACAACGCGUGAGCACACGAAGAUCAUUGGCAUCAUACCAUCGCUUGGCAUUCCAAUAUGAUCCCACUGCGAACUACAGUGAUGAUGAAAAUUUAGAUAUUGGACCAAUGACGACUAUAUGCCAAUAUUGCAAUGCGUUAAAGUUCAAAAGAGAAACGGCUGGAUUUUGCUGCGCAAGUGGAAAAGUCAAACUGGAUCCAUUACACCACCACAGCCACUGA